GCUCUCAUCACGGUCGGAUUCACCGGGGCUUUCCUUGUUCUUCUGCAGACCACAUGUCUUAACAUCUGCUCACUUGGAGCUCUCUGCUACUUUGAAUCUUCAUAUAUUCCCCCAGCUUCAUCCCUCGCUCAGCAGAUCACGGUUCCGUACGACAGCCCACCAUGGCGCAAACACCUGCUGGCAAAUCAACAGGAGGCGUCCUUCAGAUUCCUGCAGCUGCCACGCAAAAGAAUGGUCCCACGGCUCCCAAGAAACCGCCCAAGCCGGCAGCUCCGCGCCUCAAACUGCUCGUGAGACGUUUGCCUCCCGGUUUGACACAGGCGGAAUUCGAAACUGCAGUCGGUCCUGAGUGGAAAUCCGGCGCAGGCAAGGUAGAUUGGUUUCAGUACAAGGCCGGCAAGGUUUCCAAAGACCCCGCCAAACCCUCGCGGCCAUCGCGCGCCUACAUCCAUCUCAACUCGAGCGAUCACAUCAUCCCUCUGUCGAAUAAGGUCCGCCAAACUUCGUUCGUCGAUGCUCGCAGUACAUCCAACGACCCCGUGCUCAUCGGUCCCCCGUCCAUUGAGUAUGCACCGUACGCCAAGAUCCCCGGCAACCGAGUGCGCAAGGACGCCCGUCAAGGCACAAUCGAUCAAGACCCCGAGUUCAUUGCGUUCCUGGAAAGUCUCACCCAACCCAUCGUGAAGCCUACUCCCGCCGAGACCAACGAGGGAGGGGACAAGAAGGACGCGGUGAUCACGACGCCCCUGGUGCAGUAUAUCAAAGAGAAGAAGGCCAACAAGGCGAAGGACGCUUCCAACAAAUCGUCGAAACACUCGAAGUCGGACAAGGACGGCAAGUCCGAGAAGGUGCAGGCGAAGAAGCUCCUGCAGCGACCGGACAAGGAGGCUUCUCAGUCCGGCUCUGCGGAGAAGGGAGAGAAGAGGUCCAAGUCUGACAAGGCAACCAAGGAGGCUGUCAAGGCUGCCACCAAGCAAGCCGCCAGCGUCGCCAAACAAAGUGGAAAAUCUUCGGGGGCGCAGAAUUCUCCGAGGGACUCCAGCCAGUCGACUCCUAGCUCCGAGCGCAAGAGGGAGCGUGGAAAUGUCGCUGCGGCGGCCAAGAUCUUGCAGCGUGAUUUAGGAAUUGCUCCGUCGGGUGGUCGUCGCAGAGGAGGAAAGGCCGCCGCCGCUGCUGCUGCUGCUGCCACCGAGACUGAUGCCGCGAAGACAGAGCAGGUGUCGGAAACCGGCAAGAAGGAUACGUCUACGAAGUCCAAAGGAUCUUCAUCUCAAAAUGCAAAAGGCAAAGGUCCAGGCGCACAGGCCACCGAGCCGUCCUCUUCUCAGAACCAACCCGAAGCAAAGAACCCUCCCGCCCCCUCGCAGGGGAAAUCGUCUCGAUCUACGAAAGGAAAACAAGCGCCCGCGCCUACGACUUCAGCUGCCACCCAGGCAUUCCUGAAGCAUGCGAACCCAUCGCAGGGCGUCACAGAACCGCUGCUCGAUACCGCGUUCUCCCCGUUCGGCAAGAUCGUGAAGGUGGAGAUCGACAAGAAGAAGGGAUUCGGAUACAUUGACUUUGCCGAGGCGGAUGGCCUUCAGAAGGCCAUUGCAGCUAGUCCGGUGACGGUUGCACAAAGUCAGGUGGUCGUGCUGGAGCGAAAGGCCAACCCUGGAGGCGAGAAGAGUCGGGGCAAGAACCGCGCUGAGACGCAAGCUCCGGCCAGCGGAGGCGGCAGCAGCGGCAACAAUCGCGGUGGUGGUGGUGGAAAGGCAGAAGGGAACUCCGGAUCCUCUCGUGGAUCUCGAGGUGGUCGAGGCAAGAAGGGUGGUUCCAAGGGCGGUGGAGGGGGUGGAGGAAAUGGGAAUCCCAGCGGAGAGGGCAAGGCGGGUGCAGAGGCGAAGUGAGAAGAUGAGAUAAUGAAUUCAAUGUACUUCACGAUUAGAUAUCACGAUACCCAAGGGAAUGGAACUGAGGGACAAAAGAGCUGGCAUCAAAGCCAGACAACUAUCAAGGCGAGUCCCAAGGGACAAAUACUGAAUCAACCAACAUGCAAAAGAUGUUAAUCUAGCAGUCUAUGAGCAAAUCUGAG
Messenger RNA from Aspergillus steynii IBT 23096, 2074 nucleotides. RefSeq names its product putative nonsense-mediated mRNA decay protein Upf3. The transcript has 2 exons. Gene Ontology annotation, biological process: positive regulation of translation; nuclear-transcribed mRNA catabolic process, nonsense-mediated decay. Gene Ontology annotation, molecular function: mRNA binding. Gene Ontology annotation, cellular component: cytoplasm; nucleolus. NCBI's taxonomy places the organism in Eukaryota, Fungi, Ascomycota, Eurotiomycetes, Eurotiales, Aspergillaceae. The coding region runs from base 162 to 1889 and encodes 575 amino acids. The record is from RefSeq and is a predicted model, not a curated record.